AUGUCGACCGAUUCUGCCGUUUCAAUUGGAUGGGAUGUUUUGAAGUGCUUAGUUGCUCCCCUCAAGCGUGGAUUCAGCUACGUCAUGUCCUCCAAGAGCUACGCCAACAAUCUUCAGAAGGAAGUCGGGAAUCUGGAGUACGAGGCUGAGAGGAUCCGCCAUGCCGCGGAAGGGGCCGGAAACAAUCUACAAAGUAUCCACGGAUGGGUCCCGGAGUUUCUGGCAAGUGCUGAGAAGGCCUUGAUAGAGGCGAUAGACCUGUUGGGCGAAUUCGAAAAGGCGACCAAGACUUGCUGCCACGGGACUCUUCCCGACCCCAGUUGUCGCUAUCAGUUCAGCAGGAAGGCCAACCACAAGACCGACGACAUUAAGAAGCUCAUUCUAGAAAACAGUAACAGGGAGAUCUCCUUCAGCGGUCCUGCCCCUGGUAAGGUCGCUGCUCUAAUUCCAGCUGGGAGAGAAGGCAAAGAUGUCGUCCCGCCGACCACCACAGCGGCGUCCGCUUCUUCUGUCGACUUCGAAUCCAGAGCUUUGAUGAUACAGAACAUCAUGGGCGCUCUUGUGGAUGACCGCUAUAGCGUGGUCGGGGUUCACGGGAUGGGCGGGAUCGGCAAGUCCACCCUUUUGACAUCAAAAGGAUUCAAGAGAGAGAUUGCGCAUGGGUUGGGCCUGGACUUCAAGAACGAGGAGUUUGUCAGCGUGCGCGCGAAGCGUCUAUGCGAGAGGUUGGAAGCUGAGGGGAAGAUAAACAAGAACAAGGUCCUCAUAAUACUGGACAACCUGUGGGAAAAGCUCGACUUGGAAUCAGUCGGCAUUCCCUGCGUACAUGACAACAAAGUUGUGAGGUGCAAGUUAUUGUUGACGUCAAGAGAUCAUCGUGUUCUGCGAAGGGAAAUGCACUGCGACAAUGCCUUCCUCCUUGGUGGGCUGAAAAACGAAGAGGCAAAAAGACUGUUUGAGACGACGGUGGGAGGCAAAGUACAAGUUGAGUUAGAACCCUUGGUGGAGGAAGCACUCUCCAUAUGUGCAGGUUUGCCUUUUCUAAUUCUCGCAAUAGCGAAACUUUUUAUAGACACUAGUUACUCUGAGUGUAAGGAUGCUUUGAAACAAAUCUGGAAUGAAGAAACCGGUGAGGUGAUAAAUAAGACGUUGCGAGUAAGUUAUGAUCGUUUAAAAUGUGAGGAGGCGAAGUCAUUAUUACGGCUUUGUGUUGCUUGUGGUGUCUCUAAGCCAUCUCUUGAAUACUUGGUGAGGUACGGCAUGGGUUUGAGGUUAUUUCGAGAAGCUAGCAACAUGGAAGAAGCUAGAGAUAGGUUGGGCUCACUGAUCCAUACUCUGAAAGCCUCCUCCCUUUUGUUAGAUGAUGAAGACGAAAAUGGUUUCAAGAUUCAUGACUUGGUUCGUGGGUUUGUUACCUCGGUUGCGUCAAGAGAUCAACCUCUUCUUGUAUUGAAAGAUCAAGAUAAGUUGAUAACAGAGUUGCCAGAGGAGAAACUCAAAAGUUGUGGAUCGAUAUGCUUUCCCUACACUGACAUGAAAAAGCUUCCCCAAGAAUUAGAUUGCCCUGAAUUGCAGAUCUUUUUGCUGUUCACAAAUGAUGAAUCUCUUGAUAUUCCAGAUUCAUAUUUCAACUCUAUGAGGAAACUCAUGGUCUUAAAUCUUACUGGGAUAUGUCUCACUUGCUCCCCUUCGCCGUUUCAGUUUUUGAAGAACUUACACACUCUGUGUCUUGACAAAUGUUCAUUAGAUAACGUAGCCAUUCUUGGGGAGCUGAAAAGGCUACAAAUUCUUAGUUUUGUGGACUCCAAAAUUCAGCGAUUGCCAAAAGAAAUUGGGCAACUAGUAGAGCUGAGGUUGUUAGACUUGAACUAUUGUUCAAAACUUCAAAUAAUUGAACCGGGUGUGCUUGGAAACUUGAUCAAAUUGGAGGAGUUGUACAUGAAGAAUAGCUUUGAUCAGUGGAAUGUCAUGGAGCAAACUCCACCAACUAAUGCCAAUAUGAUUGAGUUGAAUGACAUGAAGUAUCUCAAGACUCUGCAUAUAUCCAUUCCCAACCCAAGUGUGCUGCCAAGGGAUUUAAAAGUCGAAAAAUUAACCAAGUAUGAAAUUAGAAUGGGUCAUGGUUUUUGGUGGAAUGUAGAAGGAUCAAGGAUAUUGUUCCUCAAGUGGGAUCCAAUAAGCGAAAUGUUGCAGAAAGGAUGCAUACAAAGUAUCUUAGGCAAAACUGACAAUUUGAUUUUGGAUGGGUUGAAUGGAAUUGAGCAAAGUAUUUACGCAUUAUACCAAAAAGGCUUUCCAGAAUUAAAGCAUCUACAAGUCAUGAAUAUUCCCUCGAUCCAUUACAUCCUCCAAUCACCAUCCCAUAUGGAUUUUAAGACAUUGGAGUCAUUAUUUCUCAAGAAUCUCAUCAACUUAGAGAAGAUAUGCACCAACAAUAUCUCCUCCAAGUCCUUUAGUGCAUUAAAAGUAGUACGAGUUGAGUGUUGUCACAAGAUGGAAGUUCUAUUUCCUCUUUCAUCGAUGAGAGAACUUCCACAGCUAGAAAAGAUCAAAAUUGUCGAUUGCAUGGUAAUGCGGGGGAUUUUAGAAGCUAAUGAGAGUGGCAAAUUUGAGUUGCAUAAUUUGCAUGCAUUGAAAUUGCAUUACUUGCCAGAAAUCAAGAACUUUUUUAUCACUAGGUUAGCUCCUUCGAGUAGUACAUCAGAUGACCAAGUAGCCACUCAAAUUGCAUUCUUCAAUGGACGACAGGUGCACAAGAAAGUCGAAGUCAAGAUCGCAUCAAUCACGUCUACUUCACUCUUCAAUCAUGAGGUUGCAUUUCCUAACUUGGAGAAUUUAUAUAUCAAGGGCAUGGAUAACAUCGAGAUGAUAUGGCACGAUCAAAUUCCUGCAGAUUCUUUCUCUAAGCUAAAAUUGCUUUCAGUGAAAGAAUGCAAAAAGCUUGUGAACGUUGUACCUUCUUUCAUUCUAGGACAGCUCUUGAGCCUGGAAACUUUGAUGGCAAAAGCAUGUGAUUCCCUUGAAGUUGUUUUUAAGCUCCAGCCACUAAAUCAUCUAGAUAGAAAUAGUGUUGCUACAAAUUUGGUGGAACUCAUAGAAUUGAAGAAGGAUUAG
Eucalyptus grandis is the source of this 3114-nucleotide messenger RNA. Its product is annotated as probable disease resistance protein At4g27220. The record is from RefSeq and is a predicted model, not a curated record. Bases 1 to 3114 code for a protein of 1037 amino acids. Lineage: Eukaryota; Viridiplantae; Streptophyta; Magnoliopsida; Myrtales; Myrtaceae. The transcript has 4 exons. Gene Ontology annotation, molecular function: ADP binding.